Molecule: messenger RNA, 1280 nt
Organism: Tupaia belangeri chinensis (Chinese tree shrew)
Lineage: Eukaryota; Metazoa; Chordata; Mammalia; Scandentia; Tupaiidae
Gene: LOXL1
Product: lysyl oxidase like 1
Exons: 8
Coding region: 1-987 (328 amino acids)
Biological process (GO): peptidyl-lysine oxidation; collagen fibril organization
Molecular function (GO): protein-lysine 6-oxidase activity; copper ion binding
Source: RefSeq, a predicted model, not a curated record
AUGGCUCUGGCCCGCGCCGGCUGGCGGCUGGGGGCCCUGGUGUGGGGCGCCUGCCUGUGCGUCCUGGUGCGCGGGCAGCAGGCGCAGCCCGGGCAGGGUUCGGACCCAGGCCGCUGGAGGCAGCUGAUCCAGUGGGAGAACAACGGGCAGGUGUACAGCCUGCUCAACUCCGGCUCGGAGUAUGUGCCAGCUGGGCCUCUGCGCUCCGAGGGGGGGCCGCAGCCCCAGCCCCCCUUCCGUGUGCUGGAGCCCCCCUACCUGCCCGUGCGCAGCUCCGACGCGCCCCCGCCGGGCGGGGAGCGGAACGGCGCGCAGGGCCGCCUCAGCGUGGGCAGCGUGUACCGACCCUCCCAGAGCGGCCGCGGCCUCCCCGACCUGGUCCCGGACCCCAACUACGUGCAAGCGUCCACCUACGUGCAGCGGGCCCAUCUGUACUCCCUGCGCUGUGCUGCGGAGGAGAAGUGUCUGGCCAGCACAGCCUACGCCCCGGAGGCCACCGACUACGACGUGCGGGUGCUGCUGCGGUUCCCCCAGCGUGUGAAGAACCAGGGCACGGCAGACUUCCUCCCCAACCGGCCACGCCACACCUGGGAAUGGCACAGCUGCCACCAACAUUACCACAGCAUGGACGAAUUCAGCCACUACGACCUCCUGGACGCAGCCACAGGCAAGAAGGUGGCCGAGGGCCACAAGGCCAGCUUCUGCCUGGAGGAUAGCACCUGUGACUUCGGCAACCUCAAGCGCUACGCGUGCACCUCGCACACGCAGGGCCUGAGCCCCGGCUGCUACGACACCUACAACGCGGACAUUGACUGCCAGUGGAUCGACAUAACCGAUGUGCAGCCUGGGAACUACAUCCUCAAGGUGCACGUGAACCCCAAGUACAUCGUGAUGGAGUCCGACUUCACCAACAAUGUGGUCCGGUGCAGCAUCCACUACACCGGCCGCUAUGUCUCCACCACAAACUGCAAGAUCGUCCAGUCCUGAUCUCAAGAGGGACAGAUGCCACCCGUGCCCUCCAGAGCAGGCCCGCUGCCCAGACAGCCUGCCCCCAAGGCCAGCCCCCAGCCACAGGCCAGGGCGGCUGAACGCCAGGCACCCUCCCUGCCGGCCUCAGGGAGCGAACGUGGACCGAAACCACAGGGAUUCCGGAUGCCGGCCCGUUUUGUACUUAGCUUCUCUCUGCAGUGUUCGUGGGCUGUUGGUUUUGUUUUCACGUUGGGGCCGUACCACAGAGCAGACUGCUCAGGUCCGGGCUGAAUAAAACAAGGGUUUUCUAC